This is a messenger RNA of Hydractinia symbiolongicarpus, 1500 nucleotides long. RefSeq lists its product as uncharacterized. The transcript has 3 exons. The record is from RefSeq and is a predicted model, not a curated record. The coding region runs from base 164 to 958 and encodes 264 amino acids. NCBI's taxonomy places the organism in Eukaryota, Metazoa, Cnidaria, Hydrozoa, Anthoathecata, Hydractiniidae.
AAUAUCAUUGGUUAGUUUGAGACACGUGAUAAAGAAAAACUCUGCUUAUUGGUUACAUUUUGGGUGUCAAUAGUUAUUGUUUCUAUCUCAUAUAUGAUUUUUCACACAACAACAUUAAUCAUUUUUGUUCAACUGUUCGUUGGAGGUGUUACACACAGACAGUAUGGCUUUCAAAAUUUUGACUUUAAUUUUAUUGCUUUUUGCUAUCAAAUACGUUUUCACUGAAGGUAAUCUUUACUUUAUACACAACGUUAACGACAUCAAAAAAGGAAAAGUUACAAAUCAUUAUAAAGGAUUCACAAGAACUACUUGCUUGUUAAAAUGUCGUAAUGACCAAGCUUGUGACACGGCAUAUUUCAAAGCAGAACAGGAUAAUAACUCAUUUGGAGAGUGUUGGUUUGUUAAAGAAGGAGGUGAGGAUGAGUUGAAGUUACCAAAAAUAUCAGAUGGAGAAAAAGUGGAAUGGUUUAAGAAUGUAUCUUCUUGUGGGACUAAGAAGAAAAACACGUGCUCUAAGGCCGACGGUUGGAAGUUACAAGCUUCCAAUGUUUGUUUUGGUGCAAAGGAUAGUAGCUAUGGAAAUUUUACUUUGAAGCAUUCUGGCAUCAUCACGAAGGUGAAACUUAACCAUACGGGUGAAGAACCUACAUUGACUUGCAACAACGUAACUGGUAGCGUUGGCUCUCGAUGGGGCUGUAAUCCUUAUUCAGGGAUUUGGACCGCAAUCACUGACAAAGACAACACAAUCAUAAUUCCAAAAAAUCCAGACCAGUUUUCUCGGUACUCUCUUGCUGGAUAUCAUCCAAACUCAUCAUACCUUCAAUUUGAUAAUCUGAACAUACGAGCAAGAUAUGGAGAUGAGUUAAGGAUCUGGUACAUUCCAGAUUUAAAAAAUAGAAGUGAGCAUGAUAACGGAGGAAGAUCAUGUACAGACGUUCAUGCUAUGUUUUGCGAUUAACUUAAAUUUAUUUAAAGAAAUAAUGAAUUCCCGUCAUUCUAAAUCUUGUGUUUAAAUUUUGUUUGUUGUAAAUUCGGAAAUUUAGCUAUGUUUUCUGAAGUUUAACGUACAAACAUAUAAAAGAGAGAACAGACACUCACAACGAGGUUACGUUCAUACAAAAAUUUAUAAAAAGAACAUAAUGAGUCAGAAUUCUGGAGUUCUGUUCUUACUAUUAAGAACGAAAUAAGAAAAAGUCUCAAAAGACAAGAACAGCCAGCCCCAGGUCGGAUUUUAAAGUUUCAUAAGAAUGUAUGAUGUAAAUGCUAAAUAUAUAUCUUACAUGUGACAUUGUUUUAAAAAACUACAGGAUUUUUCUCAAAGUAACGUGUUUUUGGCCUUAAAAUAAAUUUAGUCAUGGGAGUUUUCUUUAUCUUUAUUUUCUCUAUGCAAGUUAACAUACACUGUAUAUAUAAUUCACAUUUUAUUUAUUAUAUAUCAAAAGUACCAGUUCGAGACCAUUAAUAUGAUUUCAAAUCUCUUUCUCACAAUCAAGCAAAUAU